Molecule: messenger RNA, 1174 nt
Organism: Porites lobata
Lineage: Eukaryota; Metazoa; Cnidaria; Anthozoa; Scleractinia; Poritidae
Source: the annotation of a GenBank genome assembly
AUGCCGGUGAAAGAUCUGCUGGCGAGAAUUGAAGAAUUAAGGGAUGUGAUGACUUCAUGCCAGGAGAAAAUGUCAAGUCUAGUUAAGGAUUACCAAGUAAAUGUUUUACAAACUGCCGCCGUGAUCGCAGCGGCUAAGAUAACUGAGGAAAAAGCCGGGAUUGAAAAGAAAAGACAGCGCCUCAGAAAACAGAUCGAAAAAGAAAGAGAACGGAGCCAAGAAACUGUCAAAAACGUUUGCAGCAGCGCAGGAAAAACCAUCGAAGCCUUGAUUCGCGAUCAAGAAAAGGAACUCCGCGAAGCUGUCAAAUGCGCUGAACAACAACAGGAGGUGAGGAUUUAGCGCUCGUUUUUUUAUUGUAUUUGCUAGCCUUUUGACUGGCUAAAUACCCACUUCAAUUAAUCAAAACAUAUGCAAUAAUAACUUACUUAAAAGUAUUUUCAGAGCCCUCACCAAUUUUGGGGUUUUCGGUCAAGUCGCCCGAAAUUUUGAGAAGUUGCCCGAAAUGAUGGGUUAUGUCGCCCGGAAUUUUAUCACAUGCUCAACAACAUCCUAUCAUCCCUUUUACACAAUUAUCCUCAUCAUCACUUAAAGAAUGAGAUGUUACACAGUCAUCCCACUUUUUUCAUCCUAUCAUCGCUUAAAGAACGAGAUAUAUUACAAACACUUUUGAUUCAUCUUUACUUCUCCUUGUAGUACACGUGUUAAAAUUUCGGGCGAUAUAGCUCAGCAUUUCGGGCAGGAAGACCUUCGGGCGACUUGACCGGUUAUCAUUUCUGAUAUUUUAUACUACAGGUGUUUGUUUGCUUUGAAUACUGACUGCUGAAAUGGCUUGCUUUGUUGACCACAGAGAGGGAAAACUAUCUUCAAGUUUCUAACCUUUUUCCUAGCUGAAAAAACUUGCGGGUGAAUAAAAUCUUUAUCGCUUUAGGUGGAGAUAGCGGAAACGCAAGCGAAAACCGAUCAGAAAAUUACAGACAGGAAGCGUAAACAUUCUGCGCUUCAGGAAGAAUGUGAUGAUUAUGAAGAAGAUUUCGAAUGCGCAGACUGCGGAAGACGAAGCCCUUGCAUGUUUAUGUGUGACCAGUGCCACGCAACCACGUACUGCAAUGAACUAUGCCAAGAAAGAGACUGGGACAAUCAUCAAAAACACUGCACAGCAGAAGUUGACUAA